This is a messenger RNA of Grosmannia clavigera kw1407, 951 nucleotides long. RefSeq names its product thymidylate synthase. NCBI's taxonomy places the organism in Eukaryota, Fungi, Ascomycota, Sordariomycetes, Ophiostomatales, Ophiostomataceae. Gene Ontology annotation, cellular component: mitochondrion; cytosol. The transcript is spliced from 2 exons. The record is from RefSeq and is a predicted model, not a curated record. Gene Ontology annotation, biological process: dTMP biosynthetic process. Gene Ontology annotation, molecular function: thymidylate synthase activity. Bases 1 to 951 code for a protein of 316 amino acids.
AUGGCGCCCGACAAAGUGCACGAGGAAUAUCAGUAUCUCGACCUUGUCCGUGAGAUACUGGACAGUGGCGAGAGACGGCCUGACCGAACAGGAACCGGUACACUGUCUAUCUUUGCACCCCGGCCUUUCAAAUUUCAGCUAUCCGACAAUGGGCGUCUAGUUCUUCCCUUGCUCACGACCAAACGUGUCUUCCACCGCGGCGUCAUCGCCGAGCUGCUCUGGUUCAUUCAGGGCAACACGUCGUCCCUCGCACUUAGCAAUGCCGGUAUCAAGAUCUGGGAUGGUAACGGGUCACGCGAAUUUCUCGAUAGUGUGGGACUGUCACACCGUGCGGAAGGCGACCUAGGGCCUGUCUACGGCUUCCAGUGGCGACACUUUGGCGCCGAAUAUGUAGACGCGUCGACUGACUACACUAGCCAAGGCGUGGAUCAAUUAGCCGACGUUAUCCACAAGCUUCGGACGGAUCCCUACAACCGCCGAAUCAUCCUUUCGGCCUGGAACCCAAAAGACUUGCCUAGCAUGGCACUGCCACCUUGCCACAUGUUCGCUCAGUUUUAUGUUUCGUUUCCGCGACAGGAUCAGGGACAAGAGGACUCCUCCAAGGACACCCAGAAAGUGAAAGGCCAUCUUCAUUGUCAGCUGUAUCAGCGCUCCUGCGACAUGGGUCUCGGGGUACCAUUUAAUAUUGCAAGCUACGCAUUACUUACGCAUAUGCUUGCCCAUGUUUGCGAUUUGGUCCCCGGAAGUUUUACACAUGUUAUGGGAGAUGCGCACAUCUAUAUUGACCAUGCUGAAGCGCUGCAGACGCAGUUGGAGCGGGAGCCACGGGAGUUUCCUCAACUAGAAAUCAUGAGAGAUGUGGGAGGUAGUAUUGAUGGUUGGAAAGAGGAGGACUUUGUGAUCAAAGGAUAUACCCCCCACAAGCCGAUCGCGAUGAAGAUGUCUACCUAA